Messenger RNA from Halichondria panicea, 1384 nucleotides. Its product is annotated as carnosine N-methyltransferase-like. The record is from RefSeq and is a predicted model, not a curated record. Gene Ontology annotation, biological process: carnosine metabolic process. Lineage: Eukaryota; Metazoa; Porifera; Demospongiae; Suberitida; Halichondriidae. The transcript is spliced from 8 exons. Gene Ontology annotation, molecular function: carnosine N-methyltransferase activity. Gene Ontology annotation, cellular component: cytosol; nucleus. The coding region runs from base 74 to 1321 and encodes 415 amino acids.
ACAGUGAGAAGGUGGGGCUGCAUUGUCACCCACGUGGAGUUAGAGACAAUUAUUUAUUGACAAAAGAUGCUGUAUGGACAUGGCUACCAGUAGCCUGAGUAGGGAGUCUCUCAGCGGAGGCAAUGAAGGAAGUGAGGAGCUGAGACAAGAACAAGAGCACUUCCAUAAAGUAGUCAAUACAUUCCUUCACUACAGAGUACACCUCAAUGCUCGUCUACAUCGAGUGGAAGAGAACUACUCGUCCCUCCCUCCUACCCACCAAGCCAUGCUCAGUCAAGUACCUCAGCAUCUCAGCAACUUACGGGCAGCAGCUCUUGUCAACCAGCGUUUUGUGGAGGCCGUUGUCAAAUCAUCAGUAGGGAUGUUUGAGAACUCACCGCUUUCUAAAAGUGACCCCCAGACCACUCCCCAUUGUAGCCCACCCCCUGUACUGUUUGAGAUUUCCAAGGUCUUAACGACAGUGAAGCAAUUUUAUCGAGACUGGAGCUCGGAAGGUGCUGCCGAGAGGGACCAGUGUUACCGUCCUCUCAUUGAGGAGGUGCUCAGAUACUUCCCACUCAAUAAAUGUGAUCCGAGUGAGGUUUCCAUUCUGGUACCGGGAUGUGGACUGGGACGGCUAGCGUAUGAGUUGGCUAAACGUGGCUACGCGUGUCAGGGAAACGAGUUCAGCAUGUUCAUGUUACUGGGUUCUAACUUCAUUCUCAACCAGUCGUCUGGUGUUGGUGCUCAUGUGAUUCACCCGUGGAUCCACCAGUUCUCCAACUGCUGGUCAUGUGACGAUCAGCUGACUUCUGUGAGGGUCCCAGAUGUUGACCCCUGUGACCUCCCUAAACUCGGACUAUUCUCGAUGGCAGCUGGUGACUUCCUAAUGGUCUACACUAAUCCAGAUGAGUGGGACGCGGUGGUGUGUUGCUUCUUUAUUGACACGGCUCACAACGUCAUCGAGUACCUGGAGAGGAUUUACCACAUUCUUAAACCCGGUGGACUAUGGAUCAACUUUGGCCCCCUCCUCUACCACUAUGCGGACACUCCGGGAGAGAGGUCUAUUGAGCUGAGCUGGGCUGACCUCAGGAAAGUAGCUACACAACACAUCGGCUUUGAAAUUAUUAAUGAGGAGACUAAGAAGCCAUCAACGUACAUACAAAACUCCCACUCCAUGAUGCAGAUGACAUAUAAUUGUGCAUUCCUUGUUGCUAGGAAACCAUACGAAGACGGUCAACAAACUAACGACACUACACAUAGAGACAGUGAACAACACUUGCAAACUAAUGAAUCUGUACCAAAUAUUUAUCAUGUGGAGUCUUCUGUGGACAGAAAAUAACUUUUGUUUUUGUUUUUGUUGGCGUUCUGUUGUUUGUUUUUCCAUGAAUAUGCUGUCACAUGA